AUGGAGAACGCGAACUCUAUCAAGCAGGAAGCUUCAGCCAGUACCACAGCUACAGAGCCGGGUCCUGAAUAUUCAGGUGUCAUACAACAAGACACAGAGCAGACAGCGCCGGAUGACACGCUGGCUCAGAAAGUCCCCAAGAGACGCACCAAAACAGGAUGUUUGACUUGCCGGCAACGCCGCAUCAAAUGCGGGGAAGAGAAACCUGUAUGCAAGAACUGCAUCAAAUCGAAACGAGAGUGCAAAGGAUAUGCCCAGCGCCUAGUCUUCAAGAACCCUUUGGGUAUUCCCGGGUUUUCGAACCUUCAACAGACGUUCAAUGCAGCAACAGUACCAUUUUCUAGUGGAUACAAUGCUCCUAUAUCGUUGCAUGAAAAGCCAAGUGGUUCUCGCCCACCGGCCCUCGCCCCUAAGCCGGUUGCACUUCCAACCACGGGGCAUGAACCUAUGCGAACCGCCGUGGUUUCGCCGUCACAGGAAAGUCAGCAACCUGAUGCUAUCCCCACUGCUUAUGGGCUGGACGAAGGGUAUAAACACUACAUGGAUCAUGGGCUUCCUUCCUGGGUUCCACCACAGUCGUGGAAAACGGAAUCAGAGAUAAGGGAAAACUACAUACACCAUGGCGCGCGUGACCUUUCUAUUCAAGGCUAUUAUCCAGAUAUCCAAGAGAGUAAACAUCUCUCACGCUCGUCUGCCGUACCUCAAACUCAAUCGAACAAUACGAUGCAUUCCCAACCCCCUUCUAAUAUACCACAGCAAUUGGACCAAUUUACAACAGCACAUCCAUCAAUAUCUCCAUCCAAGGUGACAUAUAUGGAUGAGGAUGAGGAUGACUACUACGAUGUCGAGACUGAUGAAGAACCAGAAGAGCAGACAUCAACGCAGAAUUUCAAUCAAUUAAGUCUCAUAAUGACCUCUGCCAAUAGAGAUGAACGGCAACUCCGCUCAUUUACAACAUAUCUGAACGAGCCUAACAUCCUAGCUUCAUAUCAGCCCACCCUCGGUUCAUCCCCGUUGAACAAUCCCAAAACCGCUCGAAUAUUUCUUCAUUUCAUCCAUUCCACAGGCCCUUCUCUAUCAAUCUUUGAGCGCCAUCCCAUCGACCCUUCAACUAUGUUCGGUGCCCCGGUCCCAGCGGCACAGCAAGGAUUGUGGACGUACACGUUGCCUUUCAAGGCGUUAGAACAUCCGGCAUUGCUUCAAGCUAUUCUUGCUCUUAGUAGCUUACACAUCUCGUUCUUGCAACAAGUGCCUGCCACAGUCUCUAUGAAACACUAUCACUACGCUCUCAAGAGGGUUGGGGCGGCAGUAGGCCUCCCCACGAGACGUAAACAAGUUGGCACUUUAGCUGCAGCUCAGAUACUAGGUUAUUAUGAAGUAAUGGCCGCCGACCCUUCGAAAUGGAACAACCACAUUGCAGGAGCAGCUCAGCUGGUGCGCGAGAUCGAUUAUGCUGGCAUAACGCGGGACCUUCGUGCCCACCGACGCAGAAUAUGUGCUCAACGAUAUGAAGUGGGCGGCUUCCGCUUCCCGCUUGCUGGGAGUCAUUCCCUUAGUAACACAUUUUCAGAAGAUGAUCCUUUUGCUGAAAAGGAGAAUAGCAUCGACGAGAAUAUCAUAGGUACUAUCGUCGGUCGAGCGGUUAACUAUGAUAAUUUUGGCGAAGUCGACGAUGGCCACGACGGGCGGUCUUCUAAAAGAUACUUUACUCGAAAAGAUAUCGAAAAUUUCCGGGUCCAAUGCGACCUUUAUUGGUGGUAUUUUAAGCAGGAUAUCUUUCAGAGCAUGCUCACCGGUAAUAAUAUGUUCAUGCCCAGCUCCCAAUGGGGCCAGUGCCCUCCACGAGCAGGGUUAGGCAGAUUGGACGCUAUCUACGGCUCAGCAGACCAUCUGUGGCUCCUACUCGCCCGAGUAGCCGCUUAUGGAAUUCGAGAUAGGAAAAGAAAACUAGCUACCAUGGCAGCGACGGGAUCAAAUUGGAGGCCGAGCCCUGAACUCUCCAAAUUCAUGGCCCGUUUCGCCAAGGGCCCCCCGGAUGCUCAGGGCAGACCUGCUUCAACCUCGUCGUCCAGCACAUCUCCUGCCUUUUCCGGUGCCCCCGCUGGAGCACAGGCGCACGGUGCUAACAGCGCCGGGUCUAGUCCGUGGUCUGGAGGUGGGUCGGAAAAGUCGGUAUCGGGAAAAUCACCAGAGUCACGCCAGUCACACAACAAUAGUCCUGGGCCACAACCAGGAGCUCCUCCCAUGUACGGUAUGGUCCCAGCGAGUGGACCCAAGCGACUACCUUUAGCGUUUGCUGAAGCAACGGCUCGGGCUGGCUCUGUUGGACAGGGUGAUGACGACUCUGAAACUUUAUCGUAUAGUGAAGCUGAACAGGAAUGGGAGAGCAUUUUGGCGGCCUUUGAGACAUUUGCUCAUGCUCUUGGGCCCUAUUUCAGGCCUUUACCUUCUGAUAGCGCACCUCCUAUCUCGACUGUGUUUGGACCCGCCCUUCAGUACCGCACGCAUACGAUUGCAGUAAUAUGGGGCUAUUACUACAUAGGUCGCAUCCUUUUACACAGAAUGCAUCCGUGCAUGCCACCUGCAAUGAUGGUUGCUGCGGGCGUAGCUGCACCUACCACGGCGGAAUUCUCUCAAAUCAUUGGGAAGAUCGCGGCAGGCAUUUACUACCCACAACUGUUUAAUCUAGAAGCAGGAAGUUUGAGCCCCACCCUGGGCUCUUGUCUGAUCGAAAUCACCGUGCCUAUCUUCUUCGCUGCCGUUCAAUUCACAGACCCUGCUCAGCGUGAAUGGACAGUCACUAAAUUGCGCACCGUCUCCCGCUUGACGGGCUGGAAAGCAUCAGAUGCCAUAGUCCAUGGAUGUGAGAGCGCAUGGAGAGUUGCUGCAAAGCAAGGACGUGGUCCUCCAUAUCACCCACAAGCCGAGGCCGUUGCGCACCAGUCGCCCGCUUGGAUGUCGGCUACAGAAAGUCAAGCUAAUGAAAACUUCGAAAGACGCUUUGUAAAAGUAAAACCCCCAUAUGUGCGCUAUGCCAUGGGAAUCUUGAGCUUGGAAGACGACAUGGGAAACUUGGGGAUAAACGAGCGAGCAUAG
Messenger RNA from Aspergillus pseudotamarii, 3096 nucleotides. Its product is annotated as putative C6 finger domain protein. The transcript has 4 exons. The record is from RefSeq and is a predicted model, not a curated record. Bases 1 to 3096 code for a protein of 1031 amino acids. NCBI's taxonomy places the organism in Eukaryota, Fungi, Ascomycota, Eurotiomycetes, Eurotiales, Aspergillaceae. Gene Ontology annotation, cellular component: nucleus. Gene Ontology annotation, molecular function: transcription cis-regulatory region binding; DNA-binding transcription factor activity, RNA polymerase II-specific; zinc ion binding. Gene Ontology annotation, biological process: positive regulation of transcription by RNA polymerase II.